Ziziphus jujuba (common jujube) is the source of this 2062-nucleotide messenger RNA. RefSeq names its product plant intracellular Ras-group-related LRR protein 5. The coding region runs from base 110 to 1711 and encodes 533 amino acids. Gene Ontology annotation, molecular function: protein binding. Lineage: Eukaryota; Viridiplantae; Streptophyta; Magnoliopsida; Rosales; Rhamnaceae. The record is from RefSeq and is a predicted model, not a curated record. The transcript has 3 exons.
CAUAGACAUUUUCAAAACAACACCUUAUAAAAUAUCCUCUCGUUUUGUUGUUCAAACUCCAAGGUUCACAAAAAAAAAAAAAAAAAAAAGGGGGAACACCACCAUAGCCAUGGCUGUGAAACGAGAAGAGGACCCACCACCACAACCUCUUGCAGUUGCAGAAGCAGUAGGAGAGAUCAUGAUGACCUAUAAAUCACUCCCACCAAGACCCAUCAUUGAAGAGGUUGAAGCAGCCAUGUCUGUGCUCAAAACAGUCAACACUGAGGAAGAGAUGAAACUCGAAGAGAUAUCAAAGCAAAAGGUUCCUCAAGAUGUUCCCGAGGAGCUGUUCUCUGUGCUUCAACAGGUUAGGAAAGCUUCUGUUCAGUUCCAUAGCUAUGAACAAAAGAAGGAGGCCGUUUACCUUGUUGAACUGGAUAAGAAGUUUCAGACCUUCGAUGAUCUUAUCCAGAGAGCUUCUGCUUUGGUUUCUGGGGAUGAUACCCAGAAUCAGAAACUUGUUAAUUAUGGUGACCCAGUUGAGAAAAUUGGGAGAGAGAUUGUAAUCAUCGAUGAAAGAUUGGGGAAGAACAGAGAAGAGGAAAAACCAGAGACCCAUGGUUUAAAGGGUUUGGGAAUGAGUGCUUCCAUGAAAUCUUCUUUCUAUUCAGUGGUUGAAGAAGACUCUGAGAAGUUAAGUCUAAUGAAAGUGGCUGCUCUGAUUGAAAACACUGCCAAAAGUGGAGCAGUAGUUCUUGAUCUUAAAGGGAAAUUGAAGGAUCAAACGGAAUGGCUUCCUCAAUCACUAGGGAAAUUAUCAGAUGUCGUUGAAUUGGACUUGUCUGAAAACCGAAUCAUGGCCCUUCCACCUACAAUGAGUGGUCUCAAAGCCUUAAUGAAGCUUCACAUCCAUUCAAAUCAAGUUAUUAAUCUGCCUGAAUCAUUUGGUGAGUUGAGCAAUCUCACUGAUCUUGACCUCCAUGCCAACAGGUUAAGGUCACUCCCACCUUCGUUUGGGAACUUGACGAAACUCAUCAAUCUCAAUCUGAGCUCGAAUGAGUUCACCCAUUUGCCUGACAUAAUUGGAAACUUGACAAAUUUGAAGAGAUUGAAUGUGGACACAAAUGAACUUGAAGACUUACCUUACACUAUUGGAAGUUGCACAUCACUAUUAGAGCUAAAUUUGGAUUUUAAUCAACUAAAAGCUCUUCCAGAGGCAAUUGGAAAGCUUGAAUACUUGGAGAUUCUCACUCUUCACUAUAACAGGAUCAAAGGGUUGCCGACGACUAUAGGAAAUCUUACCCGCUUGAAAGAGCUCGAUGUUACCUUCAAUGAACUCGAAUACAUACCAGAGAACCUUUGCUUUGCAACAAGCCUCAAGAAAUUGAAUGUGGGGAAGAAUUUUGCAGAUCUAAGAGCCUUGCCACGGUCCAUUGGCAAUCUCGAGAUGCUUGAAGAGGUGGAUAUAAGUGACAAUCAGAUUAGAACUUUACCAGAAUCUUUCAAGCUCUUGUCAAAAUUGAGAAUUUUCCGUGCAGACGAGACACCUUUGGAAGUUCCACCAAGGCAAGUCAUUAAACUUGGUGCUCAGGCAGUGGUUCAGUACAUGGCCAAUCCUGAUUCCUUUGCUAAUGCGGACACCAAAUCUGAGCCUUCAAAAAAGAAGGGUCUCUUCUUAUGGUUUUGCCAAUUAUUUUGCUCCACUGGAAGGAAGUCAACCAGGAACACAUAGUUAUGAGAAAGGAUUGCAUAAUUCAUUUCUUUCUUUUUUUAUGAUCUAUUGUUUGAAAACACCCAUUUUACUAUACCACAAAAUUACCAACUUUUUUCUGUCUUAGUCUGUUUAAAUGUAUUGCAGAUGAUUUAGCUUCGGUGCUGAAGUGAAAAAGGAAAAAUAGAUAAAAAUAAGUACUCAUUUGGGAGACUUUAUCCUUCUCAAUAUAUGUUCAUAGAUGGUUUUUGGAAAGAAGCGCACUUACAUGAAUUUGUAUUCUCAUGUUGGGCAUUGUUGAUGCGAAAAUUUAUAUACUAAAAAAAUGUAUGCUUUUAUAUUUGGGCUAUGCAAUCAGUUUAUUAUUGAUAA